Corylus avellana is the source of this 522-nucleotide messenger RNA. Lineage: Eukaryota; Viridiplantae; Streptophyta; Magnoliopsida; Fagales; Betulaceae. The record is from RefSeq and is a predicted model, not a curated record.
AUGACCGAUAUAUUUGGCGACUAUCUUUAUAUUAUGAGACAUAGCAAGAGUCCCAUUGGGAUCCGAAAGAGUGAGACCCAACUAGAUGAUCUUAGUGGCAUCCACGAUCCGAGAGAGUUGGGUCUCCCUCUCUCGGAUCCCAACAGGGACUCUUGCUAUGUUUGGGAGUUCAAUUUCAACGACAAGGAAAGCGAUCUUCACAAUUCGGAGUUCAUCCAGUUACUCGAGCGGAAGGGGAUUGACUUCAAUAAGAACAGGGAAAAGGGUAUCGAAUCUAAGGAGUUUGCGAGGCUAAUCUUCGACUCUGGCCUCUUGUGGAAUUCAAAAAUCGCUUGGGACACAUUCCACAAUGCAUAUGAUUUUGGCUACGUAGUCAAAAUCUUGACUGGGCGAUUGGUAUACUUGUUCGGGUACAAGGUGUUUGACAUCAAACACAUGAUCAAGUCGUGUGAGGGGAUGUAUGGGGGUUUGGAGAAGGUAGUGCAUGAUGAUAUCAUCAGGUGGAUUCUGAUAGUCUGCUAA